Prunus armeniaca (apricot) is the source of this 345-nucleotide messenger RNA. NCBI's taxonomy places the organism in Eukaryota, Viridiplantae, Streptophyta, Magnoliopsida, Rosales, Rosaceae. The record is from the annotation of a GenBank genome assembly.
AUGGAAAUUGUGGAAAGAUCUAAAAGGGAAGGAAACGGUCUUGGGUGGAACGUUGCUAAGAAUACCGUUGAUGCAUCUGAUGAAUGGUGGCAAGAUAAAAUUCAGGCAGAACCCAAAUAUGCAAGAUUCCAAUUUGAGGGUAUUAGUCCUGAGAUGGAGGAGAAGUUAGAUAGGAUGUUUUUGAACGUCACUGCCACUGGUAAGCAUUCUUGGGCACCUUCAUCUGGUGUACUUCCAGUUGAAAGUGAUGAUGAUAUCAAUCCAUUUGAAGUUAACGGUGAUCGAAUGAGUCUGUGCCAAUUGAAAGCACUCAAACUACAACAACAUGUGCCAAAAGAGAACUAA